This is a messenger RNA of Ostrinia nubilalis (European corn borer), 1624 nucleotides long. RefSeq lists its product as uncharacterized. Lineage: Eukaryota; Metazoa; Arthropoda; Insecta; Lepidoptera; Crambidae. The transcript is spliced from 4 exons. Bases 178 to 894 code for a protein of 238 amino acids. The record is from RefSeq and is a predicted model, not a curated record.
GCGCCGCGUUUAUCGUCACCGCGCCACCGUGUCGCACAGUUCUCCGCAAGUGUUUAUUUACGCGAAAUUGUGAAAGUGUCUGCGAUUUCACGAAGUGAGAGUACUUUGCCCAACCAAACACCUUUGACAGUCAAGUGGGGGUGAAUUGUUUUGCGAAUUUUAGAGAGGCGAGGUUCAAUGGAAGCGAGGUUCGUGACCUGCCGGAGUUUCCAGCAGAUCAAGCCGCCGGAGAAGAGCAUCGCGCCACCGCCGACGGUGAAGGGGCUCCUGUCUCGCUUCGGGAGCCAGGCCCAGGCGCUGUUCGCACCCAAGAAGCCGCGCUUCGGCUCGUCGGUGGCCAUCCACAAGCUCCGCGAGACCAAGUGGUUCAAGCACGAUGAACAGAACAUCCUGUGCGCCGUGCUGGAAUCCGGAUUCGUGCUGGAGGUCCGCGCCGAGGAACCUCUGCCACCGGACUCUACUUUGUGUCCCGAUUACCACAUGUACGCCAUUGCCAUGUGGAAGAAGGGUAAAGAAAAAACAAAGAACCCGGAACAGAUAGAGGUGUAUACAGUACAACAGAAAGGAGUGCGCAAACGUGUCGUCAGGACAACAUUGAGUGCCUUCUGGAAGAAAGAUUCUGUAAUCCGCAUCAACAACAUUGAUGACAAACAGGAGACCCCAAACAACGAGAAAGACAUAAGAGCCAAGCUGGAUAUGGCAACUAAGUCAAGGUUCGAGAGGAACUGGCAUAAUACACUGCAUUUCGUCCACUGGUGUCGGUACGGGGAGACUCCGCAAGAAGCUCGCAUGAGACAGAUAAGCGAGUCGCUAAAGUGGGGCAACAUCGGCAUGAACAUGGGCGUGAUGCUCGUGAGCCAGGCCCACGUCAGGGAAAAGGCUAAAUCAGUCUGAGUGUCACAGCCCAGCGGCUCAACCGCUGGCAACACCUGCUGCGCUUGCUUUUGGCUGCCCAACACCAACAUAGACUACGUCUAAUUUGAAAUUCAAACACCAUUCGAAUUUCAAUUUUCGGAACACGCAGCUGAUAAAAAGUUCCUUUACUUUGAAUUUCAAUUUCGAAUUCUCAAUUUCGUCGUUCUAUUCUACAUCAGUAUUUUGUCUCUCUUUCGCUCCACUAUCUUGAGUUUGUACGGACGCUCUAACGAAGAGGUAAAUUAUUGGACAAAACAAACAUUCCUAAUUAAAGACGCCCCGUGCUAGUAAUAAUGCUCUAAUCUAUGAUAUUACAGUGUUAAUCAGUUAUCGUAAGAUAGGCGAUAAUUUUAAGGCGAAAUCAUGAUUAAUGGUCUGAGAGUGACAACCCUAGUCUUACGUGUUACUUCUAUGUUUUUCUUAUGAAAUAAGACUGUUUUCUAUUAUAUUUAUGAUGGAAUAAUGACAAUUGACUACGACAAAGCAAACAUAAUUUAUUGAAUUGGAAAUUUAAUACAUCUCUAUCAAUGUUUCGUAGUCUGUUCAGAGUAUUGAUAUGUUUAAAGUAUUUCGAUCUUUGUAUUCUAAAUAACGACCUAAUUAAUGUUAUUUGUGAACGUCGGAUGUUGAGUUUGUGAGAGUAUUGUACUCGUAAGUUAAAUGUUCUAUUUAUAAUGAAGCAUUUUUUAUAAUAAAUGAUUAAUUGAUA